GGAGCAAAGGUUCCCCUCUUCAAGCACAAAGACAUUGUACAAAGAGGAAAAGCUUGGGGAAAAGACAGUUUCAUGUGUGUAUUAGCCCUCAGAAGCCACAAGCUUGACCUGCAAGCAUGGUCACUGCCUCUUCCACAGCUCCAGGUAGAACCAUGGUGACCUGGCAGGACAUUUUCAAAGAGAAGCUUGCAGAAAUGCACGUAACACAGCAGUGGACACUUCAGGAGGAUGACACCCUGAAGGUGCAGGCCCUCAGACCUCACUGGAAGGAGUUUGUGCAGCGCCGUGCUCUUGGGAGGUUUCAGUGCUCCCAGUGCUGUUAUAAAUGGACGUCAGCCAAAGUGCUCAUCCUGUUCCACAUGUGCCAGUGCCCAGGUUGGGGCAUCGUACGGAUGCGAGUCUUUCACCAGGAAUGCAGGCGCUGCCCCAACCCCCAGCUGGAGCAUCCUGACUUCAGCGUGGAGACUGUGGAGAGGAUUCUGCACAAUCUGGUGGUAAAGAUCCUCCAGUAUUUCUACAACAAGCCUGUCCAGUCCUCCGACCUCCUGGAAGUUGCGGUGGAUAUACCAGUGAUGGGGCCGCACGACAGUGCCCACUGCGAGGCCUGCAGGAUCGGCAUCUGCAACAAGUCACGGCAGGCCCCAGCACUGGAUACCUGGAAGGCCUGGGAGGCCUUCAGGGAUGCCUGGAAGGCCUUGACGGAUGCAGACAAGGACAGGACCCAUCACACCAAGUCAAGACCAGCCCCGAAAUGUGUUGACAGGGAGUGCUUGUUAGAUGCAGAUGGGUCCCUGAAACGCCAGGGCUCAGAGCCCCACACAGGCUCGACCGACUGCCCCUCACUCUGCAGUGGCAACUUCCCCUGGAAACGCUUCUGCUGCAUUGGCAGCUCUUUGCUCUUUGUUUUGGCAAUGAUCAUCUUCUUUGUGGUUUAUUUCACCAGGAUGUAG
This is a messenger RNA of Neopelma chrysocephalum (saffron-crested tyrant-manakin), 950 nucleotides long. Its product is annotated as receptor-transporting protein 3-like. Gene Ontology annotation, molecular function: olfactory receptor binding. Gene Ontology annotation, biological process: protein insertion into membrane; protein targeting to membrane; detection of chemical stimulus involved in sensory perception of bitter taste. The transcript is spliced from 2 exons. The record is from RefSeq and is a predicted model, not a curated record. Bases 117 to 950 code for a protein of 277 amino acids. NCBI's taxonomy places the organism in Eukaryota, Metazoa, Chordata, Aves, Passeriformes, Pipridae.